Molecule: messenger RNA, 1537 nt
Organism: Thamnophis elegans (Western terrestrial garter snake)
Lineage: Eukaryota; Metazoa; Chordata; Lepidosauria; Squamata; Natricidae
Gene: SAC3D1
Product: SAC3 domain containing 1
Exons: 2
Coding region: 34-1065 (343 amino acids)
Biological process (GO): spindle assembly; centrosome duplication
Cellular component (GO): centrosome; nucleus; spindle
Source: RefSeq, a predicted model, not a curated record
CCUCCCGUCAGCUCCCUGCGCGGAUUCCCGGGCAUGAACGGCGAGGAGGCGGAGGGUCCUCCGCGGCCGGCCCUCUGCAAGGAGAUGUGCCCGGCGACGGAGUUCAACCGGCGGCGGCGCCAGAAGCGGCUGCACCGGCUGGAGCUGAGCGCGGACGGGAAGCCGGACCCCGCGCGGGCGGUGAAGGAGUUUUCCCGCCCGGCGGCCGGCCAGGCUCCCCCGCGGGCUUCCGACCUCCGCCCGCCGCCGGUGCUGCUGGCCACGAUGCGGCACCUGCUGGGCGUCUGGGGGGCCGAAGGCGGCGGGGUGUCCCCGGCCGAGCGCUGCGCCUUCGUGGCCGACCGGCUGCGCGCCAUCCGGCUGGAUCUCGCUCUGCAGCGCCCGCCCGCCGCCCCCUGCGCAGCCCUGCUGGAGCGCGCCCUGCUCUACCUGCUCCACGCCGGAGCCCGGCUCUGCGACCAGCCGCCCGGCCGCUUCGACGCCCACCUGCACGACGGGCAGCUCCGCGAGACCUUCGCCGCCCUGCGCCGAUCCUACCGCCGCCCCGGCUGCGCCCAUCCUGCCCAGCCCCGCUUCCAGGCGCUCUUUCUGCUCUACCACCUGGGCUCCCCAGAUGCUCUCUGGCAGAUCCUCCAGCUGUCCGAUGAUAUCCGAGCCUCUCCCGACCUCAAGGCUGCCCUCGCCAUCCACUGGGCUUUCCUGGAACGCGAUUUUGCCCGUUUCUUCCGCCUGGCCCGGGAGCUCCCUUACCUCCCCAGCUGCGCCCUCCAUCCCCACCUGGCCAGAACCCGCCGCUUGGCAUUGCUCACUUUUAGCCACGGCUUCAAUGCAAAAAACUGCCGGUACCCCCUGGCCCGGCUGAGCCACCUGCUGGCUAUCGACACCCCGAAAGAGGCCGCUGACUUAUGCCGGGCGCACGGCUUGACCGUCACGGAGGACAGCGUCGUCUUCCAGAAAUCCUCCUUCAAGGAUUCGGCUACUUUGGAAAACAGGACUUCCGUGCUCCUCGUGGACGGGAAAUGGAAGGGGAGUCUGUUGGAUCUCGCGGAGAGGGUCUGCAGCUAAGGCAGCGUGUGUGUGUGUGUGUCACGCUGCAGUGCGUGUGCGCAAGUCUCCUGUUCAGGCACGAAAGAAUAAUUUGCCUUGGAACGCUGGCUGCGGUUUGCAAACCUCUCUCUGUAUGUAGAAAGCUAGCUCUUCAGGGAUGUUGCAAGCAGCAAAUUAUUGUUUACAGCCUCUCAAUUGUGCCUCCUUGUUCUACUAUACGGGCAGGUAUUCACUUACUUUCCCUGCCGGCUUGCACGCAUGCGGGCGGCUUGAAAACGUGCCUAAAUAGGACGGCAUAGAGCCUGGGUGGGCGGGCCUGCGAGUGCCCCAACAAGCUGCGAUCCAAACCGGCUCUGUAUACGGGUAACUGGCAUUUGCUGCUUGUUUUAGAACAGCGUUUUUCAACCUCUGCAAGUUUAAGAUGGAUGGACUUCCAACUCCCAGAAUUCCCCAGCCAGCAUGCUUUAAGGACUUCAACUCCCAGAAUUCC